Messenger RNA from Lachancea sp. 'fantastica', 1428 nucleotides. Lineage: Eukaryota; Fungi; Ascomycota; Saccharomycetes; Saccharomycetales; Saccharomycetaceae. The record is from the annotation of a GenBank genome assembly.
AUGCUGAACACCAAACAUUUGAUUAGAGGAGUUACCAGAAGUGGCCGCUUCUUGGGUGUAAAGCCCGCUCCUGCGAUGAGAUACAUGGCAAAUACAUCAAUGAACAAAAAAUCGGCAGACGCAGCACCAGCCAGUCCGUUUUUGGCCGAGAUUGAAGCUGUGACGCCUUCCAAUAGUGCACAUCUCAGCCAGCUCUCGGUAAAAGAGCUUAUUUCGCUUGGUGUCAUUGGAUUUGCAACUAUCAGUAAGCCCAUGUUAAACCUGGUGUUGAAGAUAUUCCCAUUUGUGCCGAUCUGGGCCAUGAAACUGCUAGUUUCGUCGUUGUAUUGCGGCGGUGACAAUUUCCAAGAGGUGUGGGAAACAGGUAAAAGACUUCAGGACAGAGGCAUCAACAACAUGAUGCUGUCGUUGACUAUCGAGGACGCAGAAGGCACCAAAAACAUCGAUAUCAACCAUAUUGUGUCCGAGACCAUUGGAUCGAUCCACGAGAUCCUCAAGCCCCAUUUGGUUGAGCAGCUAGCCAAAGCUUCGGAUGUCAACAGUAUCCCACCGGGAUACAUCGCUUUGAAGCCUUCGGCUCUUGUCUCCAACCCAUACCAGACGUUAUUGAACUUCAACGACCCAGAAUGGCAAGAACAACGCAACUCGCUUAUCAAUAACUGUACCAAGAUCACCCAAGAGGUGUUCAAUUUGAACCAGCAGCUUGCCAAGCAGUAUCCAGAACGCAAAACGCCAUUUUUCGUCUCUGUCAUCGACGCUGAGAAGUACGCAUUGCAGAAAAGCGGUGUUUACGAACUGCAACGCAUCCUCUUCCAGAAGUUCAACCCCAAGUCCUCCAGCAUGGUGUCCUGUGUAGGAACGUGGCAAUUGUACUUGCAAGAUUCCGGUGCUGAUCUCCAAAAAGACUAUGCGCUUGCCGAAAAGGAAGGUUACAAACUAGGUUUGAAAAUCGUUCGUGGCGCGUACAUCCACUCUGAGCCAGACCGUGCUUCUAUCAUUUUCCCUGACCAAGCCGGUACCGACAAAAAUUUCAACACCAUCAUGUCCAAUGUUAUCAACGAUCUGUUAGCCAAGGGCCAAGACUCAACUUAUGGCCACCUUGUGGUCGCUUCUCACAACUACAAGUCACAGAAGCUUGCAACUCACAUUCUCAACGGACAAGACGGUAAAAUUGGCAAGGCCAACGUAGUGUUGGGUCAAUUGCUCGGUAUGUCAGACAAUGUCACUAACGACCUGAUUGUCAACCAUAAGGCUAAGAACUUGAUCAAGUAUGUUCCUUGGGGUCCUCCUGCGGAAACCAAGGACUACCUACUGAGAAGACUCCAGGAAAAUGGUGACGCGGUGAGAGCAGACAACGGGUUCCCUCUAGUUAUUGCUGUGGCGAAAACUCUAUGGCAGUCGCUUUUGGGCAAACCAAAAACUGCUUGA